Tripterygium wilfordii is the source of this 2106-nucleotide messenger RNA. RefSeq lists its product as uncharacterized. The transcript is spliced from 2 exons. The record is from RefSeq and is a predicted model, not a curated record. Bases 359 to 1729 code for a protein of 456 amino acids. NCBI's taxonomy places the organism in Eukaryota, Viridiplantae, Streptophyta, Magnoliopsida, Celastrales, Celastraceae.
UAAUUAUCCUUUGCCGUGUUUGACCUCAAAAGCGUCCUCCGCUCAAUUUUAAUUUUAUUUUAGUUUUAGUUUUAAUUUUAAUUUUUUUCCUCCGAAUUAAUUAUGGAUGCGUAUAUGUUUAGAUUUAUGUGCAGACAGUGAAACAGAGAGAGAUGGAGAGUAAGAGAUUUCAGAGAUUUUGAAUUUGUUUUUUGUUUCAUUUCGUUGUUUUUAGUUUUGGCUUCCUCUCUAAGUAACAGAACAAUCGUUGGUUUCUCUGAUUUUCUCUCCAAUUCAAUUUUCUCGAGAAAAUUCUAACUUUUUUUCCCGAGAAAUAGAAGGUGUUUAUUUGUUAAGAGAGAGAGAGGAGUUGGUGGAGAUGAGAGGUGUGACUGGAGACUCGAGAGCUGUGGACAACACUUUUGAGACUAUAAACGCGGCUGCGUCUGCGAUCGCAUCAGCUGAGAAUCGUGUUCCUCAAGCUACGGUUCAGAAGAGAAGAUGGGGGAGCUGCUGGAGCAUAUACUGGUGUUUUGGGUUUCAUAAGCACAGACAGCGAAUUGGGCAUGCUGUCCUUGUGCCUGAAAGUACAGCUCCAAGAAACGAUGCUCCUCCAUCUGAAAAUCCAACCCAAACAACUGUUGUCAUACUUCCCUUUGUUGCACCUCCAUCCUCUCCUGCAUCCUUCCUGCAAUCGGAACCUCCUUCUGCAACUCAAUCUCCUGCUGGCAUGGUAUCCUUUAAUUCUAUUUCUGCCAAUAUGUACUCUCCUGGUGGACCAUCUUCCAUUUUUGCAAUUGGGCCUUACGCACAUGAAACCCAGUUAGUAUCCCCGCCAGUCUUCUCAACAUUCACCACUGAACCAUCAACUGCUCCUUUCACUCCUCCUCCCGAAUCUGUUCACUUGACUACUCCAUCCUCGCCCGAGGUGCCAUUUGCACAGCUUCUUGACCCUAGUCUCCGGAAUCUUGAGGCUUGGCAGAGAUUUCCAUUCUCCCAGUAUGAAUUUCAGUCAUAUCACCUUUACCCUGGAAGCCCCAUUGGUCAACUUAUCUCACCUAGCUCAGGCAUUUCUUCUGGCACCUCGUCUCCUUUCCCUGAUGGUGAAUUUGCUUCUGGUGGUCUUCAAUUUCUUGAGUUCAAGAGAGGUGACCCUCCCAAGCUGUUGAAUCUUGAUAAACCGUCCGCCCGUGAUUGGAGAUCAUAUCGAGGUUCUGGUGGCAUGACCCCUGAUGCUGUAAGACCUGUAUCUCGCCAUGGCUUUCUUCUUGAUCGUCAGCUUUCUGAUCUCGCAUUGCACCUGCAUUCAGACAAUGGAUCCCGCAGUGUUCACACUGUUGCUGGUCAUAGAGUCUCAUUUGAGUUAACUGCUGAAAAUGUUGUAAAAUGUGUAGAAAUGAGGCCAGCGAUGUUUGUUAAAGCUCUGUCAGAAGCACCAGGGAAUCAAAACCCUCUCCUAGAUGAAGAAAAUUCUGGUCAGCUGGUGAAUAGUUAUGAAUUUCGUGUAGGAGAAACAUCCAACGAGACGCCUGAGAAAGCUCCUGAGGAUGGGUUAAAGGCACAACAUCAGAAGCAUCGAUCUAUUACCCUUGGCUCUGUCAAAGAAUUCAACUUUGACAAUACAGAUGGAGGAGAUUUUCCUAAGACUAGUAUUGGUUCUGACUGGUGGGCGAAUGAGAAGGUUGUUGGAAAGGAGGAUGGUACUAAGGAUUGGUCUUUCUUCCCGACGAUACAACCAGGUGUUAGCUAACUAUAAUGUUUUACUGCUGCCCUGCCAUCCUGCUUGUAGAGUUCGUGGCAGGGUCUUGGUCCGUAGGGUGUCCAAAGCAAUUGCUAAGACUCUAGCAGCAGACUUGAUUAGUGAAAUAAUGAGCCGAUCUAAGGGAAGCACUGAUUUAGGCCGACUGGUAUACAAAGGUUUUUCUUCUUUACAAUAACUUUGUGACCUCAUCAGAAGGGAUAAAAUAGGAAAGAAUGUUCAGACUAGAUGGGUAGUGUAUUAUUUUGAUUCAAAUACAGGUUAAUAGUACGUUUUAGUUGUCUAUAUCUUCAGAUGGUGCAAAAUCUCUUUGGCUGAUUGAUAAUAAUAAUAGUUUUCAUUAGCUAAUGAAAACUCAUUUGUCUAUA